Molecule: messenger RNA, 549 nt
Organism: Cladophialophora carrionii CBS 160.54
Lineage: Eukaryota; Fungi; Ascomycota; Eurotiomycetes; Chaetothyriales; Herpotrichiellaceae
Exons: 1
Coding region: 1-549 (182 amino acids)
Source: RefSeq, a predicted model, not a curated record
AUGUCCGUGGUGUUUGAUUCUCAAGGCCCAAGUCUACAUAACCAUGCUGCGGCUCGGCAAUCUGGCAUUGAUAUGCUGUGUGCACAUCGACUGCCACAUUGGGAGGCCGCUGUGCGCUCGUUGCGCGGCACGGUUGCCACCUACGGGCCUGACCAGGAUGCCCCGCUCCGUCCUACGCUGCCUGCCAAAUUGGUGCUGAAUGGGCAAUUGCCCACGAAAGCCCCUCAGCCGCCGAUAUGCAGGAGGCUUGUGCUAGGCUUUCUUCUCUUUAUCAAAUCCUGUCCUCGAGAACUCUGUUCAUUGCUAGUGGCCACUCCUGACCUGGUUGCAGCACUGCUUCAUCAACCGCAACCGUUGCCGUUCGACUUUGCAGACAAAUAUCUCGGGCAGGGGCGUCCCUUCUCAAAUCCAGCCUUCUCUGCCAAUGACCUCUCCUUCUCGAGCCGAAGGCCUCAAAGCAACCUGACGAGUGGUACGUCAGGCGUGGCGCUGCCAGCAAACCCCAGUCUCGACUUCAAUGGCAAUUCGCUGCUGAGCGAAACACCGUGA